CCACUCUUAGUGAAGACCCAAACGCAGUGCGAUGGUGAAGCUUCUUCUGGGUCUCCUGUUCCUUGCCAUCCCCUCAGGAGGUGUGACAAAAUCAGACAUGAAGGGGAAGGUGUUCAUUUUCCCUGAAGAAUCACAUACAGCCUAUGUGUCCCUGAUUUCCAAGGUGAAGAAGCCACUGCAGAACUUUACACUGUGCCUGAAAGCCUUCACGGAUCUCACGCGUCCCUACAGCCUGUUCUCCUACAACACUCCAUCCCAGGACAACGAGCUGCUUCUCUUUGUCCACAAAAAGGAAGAGUACAUGUUAUACAUCGGGAAUGUUGGGGUUACUUUCAAAGCACCCCACAAUCCUAAUGCUCCAGUCCAUGUCUGUGCAAGCUGGGAGUCAGCUUCUGGGAUUGCUGAGUUCUGGGUAGAUGGGAAGCCCAUGGGGAGAAAAGGCUUGAGGAAGGGGUAUUCAUUGGGAGCAGAGGCAAAAAUUAUCUUGGGACAAGAGCAGGAUUCCUUUGGGGGAAAAUUUGAUGCAAAACAAUCCUUUGUUGGGGAGAUAUGGGAUGUGCAUUUGUGGGAUCAUGUGCUCCCCCUGAAGGAGAUGUGUGCCUUUUGUCAUGGCAGCAAUAUUCUGAACUGGCAGGCCCUGAAUUUUGUGGAGAACGGUUAUGUGGUGAUCAAGCCCAAGGUGUGGGUUUAAGCCUCAUUCUCUUCAGCCAUGAUUUAUGUUUAGUUGAUAAUCACAUACUCUUUGAAAUUAAAUGCAUGGAUUUUAUUAUC
This is a messenger RNA of Tupaia belangeri chinensis (Chinese tree shrew), 771 nucleotides long. RefSeq names its product mucosal pentraxin. The transcript is spliced from 2 exons. NCBI's taxonomy places the organism in Eukaryota, Metazoa, Chordata, Mammalia, Scandentia, Tupaiidae. The coding region runs from base 32 to 691 and encodes 219 amino acids. The record is from RefSeq and is a predicted model, not a curated record. Gene Ontology annotation, molecular function: complement component C1q complex binding. Gene Ontology annotation, biological process: innate immune response.